AGUCAAAACAAAUACAACAUUACUUUUAAUUGGUAGAUAGUAGAGACCCAGUUUAUCAUUCAUUGCGUUGCACAUUGUAUUUUCAGUUUGUAUGUUAAAUUUUUAAUAGUUUUAUGACUGAAAAAAACUGAAAGAUGCCUGAGCUGGAAAUUAAACGAAAAGCUGAUGAAUACUCCGUUGUUCCUGCUAAAAAGACUCGCCAUGAAAUUUCAGUGGCCGGCACACGCGAAAAGGCUGUGGUUACAGCAACAGUUCCACGUACAUCUAAUCUAUAUGCUCCAAUAAUGUUGUUAGAAGGGCACCAAGGAGAAAUAUUUACAGGCAAAUUUCAUCCUGAAGGAAAACAUUUGGCUUCUGCUGGAUUUGACAGGCAAAUCUUGUUGUGGAAUGUUUAUGGCCAAUGUGAGAAUGUGAUGGUAAUGAAAGGUCACACUGGUGCCAUAAUGGAGCUGUGCUUCUCUACUGAUGGGUCCCACAUGUACACCUGCGCUACAGACAAUACUGUGGCGGUCUGGGAUGUGCCCACUGGAACCAGAGUCAAAAAACUAAAGGGACAUUCAUCUUUUGUCAACUCUGUAUCAGGAGCUAGAAGGGGACCUGAGCUACUUGUGUCUGGCUCAGAUGACAACACAAUAAAGUUAUGGGAUGCAAGAAAACGUAAUCCGAUUGCAUCAUUGGAUAGUACCUAUCCCGUGACGUCAGUCCUUUUCAAUGACACUGCUGAAAGGAUAAUAUCGGCAGGAAUCGAUAAUAUAAUCAAAGUAUGGGAUAUAAGGAACAGUAAAAUUGCUUAUAAAAUUAAAGGGCAUACAGACACAGUUACUGGUAUGGCUCUCUCCUACGACGGAUCGUACCUGUUAACAAACUCAAUGGACAAUACAUUGCGGAUAUGGGAUGUGCGAGCAUUUGCCCCGUCGGAGCGUUGCGUCAAACUGAUGACUGGACACCAACAUAAUUUUGAGAAGAACCUGCUUAGGUGUUCCUGGUCACCAGAUGGUUCAAAGGUGGCAGCGGGCUCAUCAGACCGCUAUCUCUACAUCUGGGACACCACUUCCCGCAGGGUGCUGUACAAGCUGCCCGGACACAACGGAUCUGUCAACGAUGUGGACUUCCACCGUAACGAACCCAUCGUUCUCUCGGCCUCCAGCGAUAAACAAAUAUACUUGGGUGAAAUUGAUAGUUAGGAUAAAAACAUUGAAUAGAUUGCGAAUAAUAUUGUGUGAAGCUACAAAUGAUGAACAAAUAGACAAUUUGUGGGUUCAUUUAAAAUAAGUUUAACAUUCAAACCUCUUGAUCACUAUCUAUAUAACCAUCGUAACUCUUACAUAACUCGCAAUUGAAAAUAGCAUGUCAAAUGUCUAAGGGACUACGCGCACUUAUUCAGCUCCAUUCGCGUUUCGCUGAACGAUUUUGGUCACACUUAUACAGCUCUGCUUCUGUCAGCCGCGUACGGCGUUGUAAGAAUGAGAAUAAUCUUUAAAUCACGUCUGCACUCUUUAGUCUUUGCGUGCAUAAUGAUUACGUCAAAUCAAUGCAGGAACAAUACAGGUCGCAACUUGUCGACAAGGAGUCGCGAACCAUCCCUGUAAAGAGCUGUUCCGCCGCAUUCGACGGCGAACAGCGCUGUACGCGGCGGAACACCGCCGACCGCUCUCUAUAGCAUUCGCAUAAUAAAAACACAUUAAUCCUCAUUUUAUGCUGGUUUGCCGCGAAAGCAGAAUGGACGCGGAAAGCUGAAUCGACGCGUACACGUCUUCAUACAAAAUUGUUGUUUUCUAUGGACAAAAGCUGAAAAGAGCUGAAUAAGUGCGCGUAGCAUACCUACUUUGUUUAUCGAAGAUACGUGCUGCGAAAUAUAUCGGCAUAAAGCUACUUCAGUAUGGUUUUCUGUAAGUGUAUUUUAAAUUGUUGGCUCACUAUUACAAGGUUCUAUAUUAAUUUAAGUGAAGUGAAGCAAUUACACUUUGUAAAAUAUUGGGCUUAAAUAUAAUACUUACUAGAAAAGAAAAUAACUGUUUGUUUUUU
Leptidea sinapis is the source of this 2025-nucleotide messenger RNA. RefSeq names its product U5 small nuclear ribonucleoprotein 40 kDa protein. The record is from RefSeq and is a predicted model, not a curated record. Gene Ontology annotation, molecular function: protein binding; RNA binding. The transcript has 6 exons. The coding region runs from base 135 to 1184 and encodes 349 amino acids. Gene Ontology annotation, cellular component: catalytic step 2 spliceosome. Lineage: Eukaryota; Metazoa; Arthropoda; Insecta; Lepidoptera; Pieridae.